AUGAGAUUUGGAUAUUUGCAGGCCGAGCGUAUAAUCGAAAGUCUCCAACCGAUUGCACUAUUUGGUGAGCUUUCAGUUUCACGACAUUCGUGCUCGGCACGUGUCGUUCGGCCAGCUGAAAUUGUCACCAUCAACCAAAAUCAUUUCGUCGCAAUUUAUAAUGUUCGUGCUCCACUUUUUGUAGACUACGUUACGCUUUAA
Molecule: messenger RNA, 201 nt
Organism: Gongylonema pulchrum
Lineage: Eukaryota; Metazoa; Nematoda; Chromadorea; Rhabditida; Gongylonematidae
Source: the annotation of a GenBank genome assembly